This is a messenger RNA of Guyanagaster necrorhizus, 573 nucleotides long. Its product is annotated as copper/zinc binding superoxide dismutase. Bases 171 to 554 code for a protein of 127 amino acids. The transcript has 3 exons. Lineage: Eukaryota; Fungi; Basidiomycota; Agaricomycetes; Agaricales; Physalacriaceae. Gene Ontology annotation, molecular function: copper ion binding. Gene Ontology annotation, biological process: superoxide metabolic process. The record is from RefSeq and is a predicted model, not a curated record.
CCUUAGACCGUAUGAAGAUGAGCCACGAAUGCUGACUAUAAACAUACGAAGGCCGUCGUCGUCUUAAGCGGACUAAGUCCAGUCAACGGCACGGUCAUAUUCCAGCAAUCCGGCAAUGAUGGACCGGUUCAUGUAACGGGACGCAUUGUAGGGCUAUAUCCCUCAGCCUUAUGAGGUUUCCACGUCCAGGACGUCCAGCAUUUCUUUUGCCUUCGCCGCCCCAACUGCCCCGUAGCACCUCCGGGAACCUCACAGACAACUGCACAUCAGUGGGAGAACAUUAUAACUCAUUCAACACGCACGGUGGUCCCACCGAUCCCAUAACCAAAAGGCACGUAGGCGAUCUCGGAAAUAUCCAAUCGGAUGGGAGCGGUGUUACGGUGCUGGAUAUUACUGAUGAGAUUAUUUCGCUGAAUGGGCCACUGAGCAUUAUCGGACCUUCCAUGGUCGUUCAUGCGGGGACAGAUGAUCUGGGGAAGGGCGGGACGAACCUGUCGUUGACGACUGGAAAUUCUGGGGGAAGAGUCGCGUGUGGAGUUAUUGGAUUGUCGUAGUGCCGAGCUUGAAUUGGAC